Messenger RNA from Medioppia subpectinata, 783 nucleotides. The record is from the annotation of a GenBank genome assembly. Lineage: Eukaryota; Metazoa; Arthropoda; Arachnida; Sarcoptiformes; Oppiidae.
ACGGAUGAGUGUGGAGUCAGUCAUUACAAGAGAGCCACCGAUAGGAUAAUCGGCGGCAGAGACGCCAAGAAGGGAGAGUUCCCGUGGAUGAUAUCGGUUCAGGUGAAACACCCGCACUCACCCGGAUUUGUGGUCACCUGCGGGGCCGCUAUUAUCAACACUCAUUGGGUGCUAACCGCUGCCCAUUGUCUUGAAAAUGUAGACAAGAAUGACCUCCAGAUAGUGGCCGGCGCUCACGAUAUCAAAGACUGGACCGAAGGUAUGAGCAAACAUACGGUGAACAAAAUAAUAUCCCACCAUGAUUAUAACAAACAUGACUUUGGUGUCAACGAUAUCGCGUUGAUUAAAGUGAACCAAGAGUUUCGCUUCAAUGCCUCAAAAUGGCUGCAAAACAGUGUCUGUUUGCCCGCAGAGGACUAUAACGCGAGGGGCCGGUCGGCCACCGCCACCGGUUGGGGCGCCGCCGCUCAUUACAGACCACCCGCUAGAAUACUGAAGGCGAUCGAUAUGCCGGUCCUCAACCAAGACGAGUGCCGACUUAAACACAUUGAUUACGUGUUCCUUAAAGAUACCCAGAUUUGCUGCGGCGGUCAACUCGAUAGGGAUACUUGCUUUGGAGACUCCGGCGGACCUGUCAUUGAAAUGGUGGACAAUAGGGCAGUAUUGGUGGGCAUUACUGUUGGCUCACCUCAGAAGGAAGACUGUGGUGUCGAGAGUUGGCCCGGCAUUUAUACCGAUGUCACCAAAUAUAUUAAGUGGAUUAAUGAUAACAUGAAAGGGUGA